Messenger RNA from Colletotrichum fioriniae, 1056 nucleotides. RefSeq lists its product as uncharacterized. Lineage: Eukaryota; Fungi; Ascomycota; Sordariomycetes; Glomerellales; Glomerellaceae. The record is from RefSeq and is a predicted model, not a curated record. Gene Ontology annotation, molecular function: carbohydrate:proton symporter activity. Gene Ontology annotation, biological process: transmembrane transport; carbohydrate transport. Gene Ontology annotation, cellular component: membrane.
AUGUACAACAGCCUAUGGUAUGUCGGAAGUAUCGUCGCCGCCUGGACCGUCUACGGAACGAUCAAGUACACGGGCCAAGUCUCGUGGCGUGUUCCCGUUGCUCUACAAUGCCUUAUGCCGGUGCUCCAACUGAUAGGCAUAUUCACGUUGCCUGAGAGUCCGCGUUGGCUGUGCUCCAAGGACCGAUCUAAUGAGGCCUUUGAGAUCUUGGUUAAGUAUCACGCAAGUGGAAAUCGCGAUGACCCUUUCGUCCGAGCUGAGUUCGCCGAGAUCCAGGAGACCAUCAGGCUUGAGAAGCUGGCGGCGGAGACGGGUUGGAUGGUGUUUUUCCAGACACCAGGAAACCGCAAGAGGCUGUUGCUCAUUGUGCUCACCUCAUUUUUCUCUCAGUGUUCAGGAAAUGGCCUGGUCUCGUACUACCUUCAUGACAUUCUGAGUUCCGUUGGUAUCGACGAGCCCAAUUCCCAGUCUCUGUUCAAUGGUGGUCUCCAAAUUUGGUCGUUCCUCGUUGCAAUCUGUUUUUCGGUCUACUUCAUCGAGAAACUCGGCCGGAGAAUUCUCUUCCUUAUCGCUGCUGUCGGGAUGCUCGUUGUUUUCAGUGUCUGGACUGGAUGCUCUGCAGUGUAUGCCCAAACAGGCAAUAAAGACGCCGGGUCCGCGGUUCUGGCGAUGAUUUUCCUCUUCUACGGAGUCGCUGGGUUCGCAUGGCCUGGCUUGACGGUCGCCUACUGCUCCGAAAUUCUCCCCUUCAGCAUACGAGCCAAGGGGCUGGCGAUCUGCUUGGGAGUGACAGCGCUCUCUGGUGUCUUGAACCAAUACGUCAACCCCAUCGGGCUCUCGUCGCUGGCUUGGAAGUUCUACUUUGUCUACAUCGUCAUCUUGGUCAUUGAGGUGGUUUGCAUCUGGUUCCUCUUUGUGGAGACCAAGGGACCUACUCUCGAGGAAAUCGCCGUCCUGUUUGACGGCAAGGAUGCCAAAGUUUCCAAGGAGGCGGGAAUGGACGGCGAUGCUACAUUUGAGGAAGUGGAGGUCCGUAAGGCUGCGGAAAAGGUCUAG